Aspergillus terreus NIH2624 is the source of this 1041-nucleotide messenger RNA. RefSeq names its product Fe(2+)/2-oxoglutarate-dependent oxygenase encD (gene encD). NCBI's taxonomy places the organism in Eukaryota, Fungi, Ascomycota, Eurotiomycetes, Eurotiales, Aspergillaceae. The transcript is spliced from 3 exons. Bases 1 to 1041 code for a protein of 346 amino acids. The record is from RefSeq and is a predicted model, not a curated record. Gene Ontology annotation, molecular function: dioxygenase activity.
AUGUCCCAACCCUGCGCACCACCUAUUCUCGAUUUCUCCCCCUUCUACGGAGAGGACAGCGAUGCGAAAGCCAAAUUGGUCGACGAGGUCCGCAAGUCGUGUCUCUACAAUGGCUUCUUCCAGAUCACCGGCCAUAGGGUGCCUUUGGAUCUCCAGCGACGCGUCAUGAGCUGUGCAAAGAGAUUCUUCGACAUGCCUUUGGAAGAGAAGAUGAAAGUUGACAAAAACAACAAUUCAUUCAAUCGAGGGUACGAACUCCUACGGUCGCAAAUGCUCGAGGUUGGAACUGGUCCGGAGCUGAAGGAGGGCUACUACAUCGGUGAAGAGAUACCUCAGGACCACCCGUAUUUUGUCCAGAAAAAGUUGAACAGUGGCCCCAACCAGUGGCCCGCUACCAUCGAAGAUCGAGACGAGUUCGAGCGGACGUCUAUGGAGUACUAUCAUGCCGUGUUUGACUUGUCCAAGGAUGUCCUCGCCGUUCUGGCCUUGACGCUCGGUGUCGAUACCAGCUAUUUCGAUCCCCUGACAGAGGGCGCCGUCGCGACGAUGAGAUACCUGCACUAUCCAGCGCAGCCCAAAGACGAGGACGAGAAGUUGAACAGGGGAAUUGGCGCGCAUACUGAUUUUGGCUGUGUCACCCUGCUUCUGCAAGAUGAAGUGGAUGGGCUGCAGGUGCUAGAUAUGCCCACUGGACAGUGGCUCGAUGUACAACCGGUCCCAGGAGCCUACGUCGUCAACCUAGGCAACCUUUUCAUGAGAAUGGCGAACGACAAGUACAAAUCUAACAUUCAUCGCGUAAUUAACAAGUCAGGGCGCGAACGCUAUUCCAUCCCGUUCUUCUUCAGUGGGAACCCAGACUAUGUGUGUGAAUGUCUGCCAAACUGUCGCGAGCCGGGUGAAAAGGCCAAAUAUCCUCCGAUAACGGUGGAAGAGAUGGUGACAGCCUCUUACAAGGAAAGCUAUGGUCGAGCGGAGAAGUAUAAGCAAGAGCUGAAGGCAAAGUUGGAGGCUACACCCACUGCCGCGGCAGUUGGGACAUGA